AUGCGUGAGUAUGAAAUUGAGGUGUUCAAGGGCCUCCGACAAACAGAUGGCGGACGGGUGUCCACUCGUCCGGGGUGCAUCACGAUGCACACGAGCUACUGGAACUACGAGGUGUGCCCUGGCCGGUGGAUUCGGCAGUACCGCAAAGAUCAGGAUGCAAUUGCGGAAGAGCACAUUCUAGGCGUGCAGCAUCGGUGGAACCUCAUGGACGAGGUGGGCUCCAGGGUGCUGCAAUACCACGACGGGCCACAGACUCUACCGGAACGGUUGAAGGCGGCAGGCACAACAAAUGAUCCAGCAACAACAGAGUACACAUGCACCAGCAGUGGGGCAUCUCAGAAUAGAAGGCAGGUUGAUGAGGUGUAUUUGGAGGGAUCGCCGUGUGGGCCGGGUUUUCGCCGCACCGUCAUUCUACACCUUGUGUGUGAAGAGGAAGCACAUGUUCCAAUUAUAGAACUGGCUGAGCCAUUCUUGUGCAACUACGACAUCACCAUGAUGUCAAGGGCUAUAUGCGACGCAAUGUACGGGCGAGUCCCAGCUUACACCGAGUUGUCGGACGCGGAUAUGAAGUUCGCACUGUAG
Molecule: messenger RNA, 582 nt
Organism: Trypanosoma grayi
Lineage: Eukaryota; Euglenozoa; Kinetoplastea; Trypanosomatida; Trypanosomatidae
Exons: 1
Coding region: 1-582 (193 amino acids)
Biological process (GO): retrograde protein transport, ER to cytosol; endoplasmic reticulum unfolded protein response
Cellular component (GO): endoplasmic reticulum lumen
Source: RefSeq, a predicted model, not a curated record